AUGGGUAACACGUGUUCACAUUCCAUCCAUCUUACCCCCUGCCGUUCCUCCAUCUCACCAUCAUUUCAAAUAAAAGAUAAUGAGCAAAAACGAGUAUUCAGAUAUGGAGCUUCUGAAACCCGGCUUCUACCCCCACCCCAGCUCGGUCAAUGUCUCAGGAUGACUGAAAAUGGGAAUAUUCUUCUGAACGGAGGAACUAUAAGUGGUCGAAAACUGCACAGUCUUAUAGAAGGAGAAUCUGAUCCCGAAGUUCUAAGAAUUUUAGAAAAACGCAUGGCUAGAUCAGAUCACUUUGAACAAAAUACCGAUCAUAUAUAUAAAUCUCACAGUGAUCCCGAUAUUGUUCACAGUUUAAUAGAUCAGGAGAACAACGGGAUCAUGCAAGAGGAGAAAAGACACUUUCAUAAAAGUGCAGCUGCUGUCAGUCCGAGUAAGGCUAAAAUCAAAUCGAGGAAGAAAAAUCGUGCUCCUGAACCACCUCAGUCAUUGUCCACAGAUCAGGACAAACGGUCUUUCCACAGAUCAGACUCACAUUUACUUAAAAAGAAGACACAUUUUAUACCAAACAGAAAAGAGUGGAAAACUAAACAUCCUGCACCUCCUCCACCACCUCUUUUAUUCAGUGAGAGAGGGAAGUUGGAAACACUUCAAGAAAUUCCUGGAGAUGGAGAUAGCAGAAGCUCAGGUGAUAUAUUUAGAAUGAAAAUUUCGGGGAACAGAGAUGUUUCGAAAAAUAUAGAUAACAAGAGCUUCUUUGAAAAUACAGAAAAAAAUCACAGUAUAGAAAGACGAGAGAAAAACCGAGUUGUAGUAGAGAAAAAGGCAAAUGUUACAACCGAGAACGAUAGCUUCCAACAGACGAGAAACGUCGUGUUUAACAGUAAACAUAUCACAACGAAAAACCAUAAGUUACGAUCGCUGUCGAGUCUCUUGUGCAAUAACCCAGAAAAUCGACGAACAUUUAAAGAACAAAUUGAAGCUGCAGCGAGAAAACAUUUCCAACAAAUAGAGGUUGGUAAAGAAGUCUCGAAAAUUACAGAAAAAACCCAAAUUAACCAAGAAGCUAUAAAACAGGAAAGAGGACAACAUUUUGAAAGUAAAGAGAAUGAAACUGAGUGUUGUUCAUCCAAAAAGUUUUAUUUCUCAGAAAAACUACCCUCAAAAGGUCAAAACCCUGAUGAAUUAAUGUUAACUGGGGCCCAGAGUUUUAGGAAAUCCACUGAACCUCGAGACAGUGAUAAAACAAACCCUGUUGUCACAAAAGCUGUCGUUUCCCACACAUUUUCUGCAUCAGACCAGCCUGAAAAGGUAACAAAAGUUAUAGAAUUUACUAAAAAUGAAAUUUCCAAUCAACUAGGGUAUGUUAGAGGUCAUAAAUCACCUUUUAUUACACACACGAAUUCUGAAGUUCAACAAGAAGUUCUAAAUAAGGCUGCGUUAGAUCCAGUUGACACAAGUCGUUAUGAUAGAUCACUUAAUAAUAGAUCAGAUGAAUCUCAACGGACAAAGAUGAAACAUGUAGAUUACAAUUCUUCGACAUUGCCUUCGAAUAAAUCACAUUCUAGUGAUUCUGAUGAAAACAACACUGACAUUAGGCUUCAGCUUAAGCCAACGCUUCCAAGGAAACACCUUCAAAUUCCUAAAUUUUCUCCUUCAGAAGCCUGGAAAUGUUUGAACAUUGAUCGAAUAAUAGGUCAUCAGGACUCAGACCUCAGCAGCAAUGAGGAGGACAUCAACGAAGAAAGGAUUAAUCAAAUGAACAGAUCAUUUGCCCCCCGAAGAUCCAUUGUUGACCUCUGUGAUGAUUCGGAAAUUUCUCAAGAUGGUGAGAGACCAGUGUUUGUGCACGAAGAAGGAGAUGAACCACAGAUAAAUAAAAAUCAAAGACCAGAGGUUCUUGGAAGUUCCUCACCCGAGAUGUCAGCUACUAACAGACAGACCUGGAUUCCACAGAACGAUCUUGAUGAUUCGGAGACAGGAAGCAUUAAUAACUGUGAAUCUAACCAGAAACAGAAAUACAGUUCUGAAAACAUGUUAACACAGGCCAAACUAACACUCCCAAGUAGUAUGUUUGGUGGAUUUCAGUCUCUACCAAUGCCAAAUGACAACAAUGGUAUCAACUCCUCAUCUUUUAACAAAGGAAAAAACGGAAGGUGCAAAAAGAAAGAUAAAGAUGUUACGACACAACAUUUUAACAGUCUCAGAAACAUAAAGAAGGCUUUCAGAUUUGGAAACAAAAAUAUUAGUGACGAAGCCUACUCAAGAUUAGAUCCAAACUGGUCAUUAAGUCGCAGUAUACCAAAUAAUAUCUAUAAAAUUCACGAAACAGAAAAUAUAGGUUUGAGAAAAAGUAAAUCAGGCUCUAUUUUUCCUUCUUCACAUGAAGAGCGUAAUGAUAACACAGAUGCAUUUUCAAAACAGACACAAGAAAUGCAAUCUUUUCUAUUGCAAGACAAGGGACCGAUGAUGUAUUUACCAAAAUGUGCAUCUUCACGAUCCUUUAGCGAACUGAACAGAGAAUGUGAACUGAACCCAUCAACCACAAAAGUACAACCUAGAAGAAAGGAUAAGAAAAAGUUUGCCUUUGAUAGCACGAUAAGGAAGCACGAAAGACAAAACUUAGAACUGAAGCUUUCACGGCAGGCAGCAAUGAAAGAGAAGGAGAGAGAAAAAGAAAUAAAAUUGAUGAAUAAAGUAGAAGAUGAGUUUCGCAAACAGAGGGACAAGGAGAAGAUAAGUAUUCGAUACCAGCUUAGAAUCUUGAACAUGGAAGAAAACAAAGAUGGAUCUUUUUUAGAAAAACAACACACGAUUGGCCAAUUCUUAAAUAAAAAUUCAACAAAAAAUGGGGGAGAUGUUUUCAUUGGUGACUCUAAUACUACAUUUGGGGAAUCAGAUCAAAAGGAUUCAGCAUAUACUUCUGAAAACUCCUCACCACAAACCACAUCGUCACCUGUAGAGAAGUCUCAGAACCAGCCUCAGGUAGAUCAGUGGAAUAGGACAACAGGGAUGAGUAAGUGGUUAAGAAGACAACGACAAGCUAGUGACUCUCCUGAGAAACCAUUCAGCCCUCCUAGGCCAGAGCCAGAAGGAGCCAGAUCGUCUGGAGAUGAGUGUAAACAGUGUAAUGAAUACCAGUGUCAACAAAGUACGAUAUGCCAGUCAUUAGCAAAACCAGCAAAAAAUAAAAAUGUAGCUAAAAAUAGAGAAAAGAAGAAUGUUCAUGAAAAGACAGUAAGACAGGAUAAGGUGAACAAUUUAUGUGACAACAAUGCUCCCAUAGAAUACGAUUCUACAAAUCGGAAGAGGUAUGACUGGACUUCCAAUUUGAAGGAGAGAUCAGUUCAACCUUGUAGUAGCGAGAACACCACUAGACAGGCAAUUGAAAGUAUAAAUCAAGAAAAACAUGUUGUAUUGAACGCUUCAGUUAUUAACAGAAGACAUGUUAAAGACUGUCAAUUUUCUCAACAACUCCAUAAUCGAGAAGACAAAGAAUUUGCCCAAUAUAAGGAAUCAAGACUUUUAUGUGCUCUGACUGACUUGUUGCCAGAAAGUACAAGGAACAGCGAUUACUACAGGUGGAGAAUGCGGUUAAGAAGAAAAUCUUUCGAUGAUGUAGAAUCAACUUCAGAUGAUGCAUCUUCAAGUGCAAGUGAAGGACAAAAUAUCCUCCGGGAAAGUUCAAAACAGACGAAGUACUUAAAAAACGACUGGUUACUGGAUAACAAUUUACCUUUUUUCAGUGACUAUCAACGUAAGUCAGAAGGUAAACCUCAAACUUAUAUCAAACAAGAAGCCUUCGCAGACUAUGAUGUACUGAGUAAACCCGAUCUCAGUCUGGUGCUCACCCAGCCCUUUAACCCUUGCAAGGAAUAUCGACCAGUGCCAUUCAGUUCGUUACCACAGUCACCAAAGAAAGUGGAGUUGUAAUAUAAGAUUUUAUAGAAAAGGACAGCAGCAUCAAGUGUUCAAAGGUUGUGGAGAUAACUAAACACCUGAUUCAGUAAAUCAAUACUUCAAAGCUGGGAUAUAUAUUGAACUUUUUUGGUUUGAAUGAGUU
Molecule: messenger RNA, 4060 nt
Organism: Limulus polyphemus (Atlantic horseshoe crab)
Lineage: Eukaryota; Metazoa; Arthropoda; Merostomata; Xiphosura; Limulidae
Product: titin homolog
Exons: 2
Coding region: 1-3930 (1309 amino acids)
Source: RefSeq, a predicted model, not a curated record